This is a messenger RNA of Coregonus clupeaformis (lake whitefish), 1530 nucleotides long. RefSeq names its product serine/arginine-rich splicing factor 7-like. The record is from RefSeq and is a predicted model, not a curated record. Gene Ontology annotation, biological process: mRNA splicing, via spliceosome. The coding region runs from base 256 to 1071 and encodes 271 amino acids. Gene Ontology annotation, molecular function: zinc ion binding; RNA binding. The transcript is spliced from 9 exons. Gene Ontology annotation, cellular component: nuclear speck. Lineage: Eukaryota; Metazoa; Chordata; Actinopteri; Salmoniformes; Salmonidae.
CUCCCUUAAACCGAAUGAGAAGCGCUCUCUGAUUGACCGGGGGAGGUUGGCGGUACUUCCUCCCUUUGGUUAUAUGUAAAACGUGCUGUUGCCUUGUGUGAGCAGCUAGCUAUAGCUAGCUAGGUCAAUCCAGGAAAGGGUCGACCGUUAAAAAGCUGACUGAGACCAACUGGGAAACUGUGUUCAUUCACUCGCUAAACGGAGGAGGCGGCGAACUAACGCUAGCAUAGCUAGCUAUCUGCAUCAAAUUUUAAGAUGUCCCACUCAUCACGAAGCUCCUCGCGCAACACUGACUGCAAGGUGUAUGUGGGUGACCUAGGCAACGGUGCUGCCAAGGGGGAGUUGGAGCGGGCGUUCAGCUACUAUGGACCUCUGCGCAGCGUCUGGGUGGCCAGGAACCCGCCUGGCUUUGCCUUCGUCGAGUACGAAGAUCCCAGAGAUGCUGAGGAUGCGACGAAGGGCAUGGACGGCAAAGUGCUCUGUGGUUCCCGCAUAAGAGUGGAGUUGUCAACGGGUAUGUCUCGCAAGUCACGCUACGGCCGCCCCAGCCGUCGGCACUUUGACCCCAACGACCGCUGCUACCAAUGUGGCGAGAGCGGCCAUUAUGCAUAUGACUGCUCUCGCUUUGGCAAGAGGGGAGGAGGCCGCCGCCGCAGCAGGUCCCGCUCACGAUCUCGCUCAAGGUCCAGGGGAAGGCGUUACCGCUCACGCAGCCGAAGUAAUGACCGUGACCGGCGUAAUAGAUCCCCAUCAUACUCAAAGCGCAGAAGCAGAUCUGGGUCCCCAGCACGUUCUAAGUCCAGAAGUCCAGUGCACAGAUCCAGGACCCCAGUCCGUCGAUCCAGGACCCCAGUCCGUCGGUCGAGGACUCCAGUGCGCAGAUCAGUAAGUCGCUCCCAUUCCCGGUCAGUGUCCCGCCCCAGGGCGCGGAGCGUCUCCAGAUCUCGCUCCAGGUCCCGCUCAGCCACCACCAAGAGGAACAGGUCGUGCUCCACUGAAAAUGCGAAUUGUCUUCCUGCCUUGUUUCAGCCGAUCCAGGUCUCCCAGCCAGAGGAAAAGCCCCAUACCUGAUGCUGACUGACCAUGGGGGCGAAACCGCUUCAUUCCCUCCUAUCCCUAUUUGCCUCAGGGCUUGAAGCCAUUUUACACAUUUGUCCAUUUGUAUUUUGAUUUCUUUCUCCUCCUGUCAUUUACUUUAUUUAUCCCUUGGUGUUCAUCCUCUGGCUUUGGAAUUAUUUAAUCUGUAUGUACAACAGAUUCCCAAGCGAUCCUUUUUCCAUGUACAUUUCAAUGGCUCUUUUUACAGUGGUGAGAAAUGUUUUUAGCUUUCUGUGCAUUUUUAAUUUGUUAGUCUUUGCCCAGUGUUUGUUGCAUUUUUUUUUUUUUUUACAGAUAUAUUGGGCAAUAUAGCAGUUCCAGUCGAGUGCAUUGAAGUGUACUCCGCUGUACUAGAAGCAGAAUGAUUUAGGGUUUUAUUUCAUUUAAUGUAAAUGGCGGUAUCUUUUUAAUAAAAUGAAUCUUUACACACUA